AACCUUAUCAAAAGUAUGCUAAAAAUAGAUUUUUCCCAAGCAUAUUGGAUACACACUGCAUGUAAAGAGAAGAAGUUUACACAUUGUUGAAAACAUGCAGCCUGUUGUUUAGAAGAAGAAAUCUUGAAAAGAAAAGUUAAUCAUGAAAGGUGCUAGUAAAGGUGGUGGCCGUAAUAACGAAGGAUCAGGCUCCGCCACCCAAGGGGAUGGCAAAAUUAAAAGUCCCAUCAGCACUCGGAGUGGCAGGCGUCUCAGCAGUACAGGUUCAGCAGGACCCUCUCCAGCCAUGAAGACCCCAACAAAACAGAGCCCCACUCCCAGAACCCCUGGCAGCCAGGGGCCACAUGCAUCACAGAGGCUCACACCAUCAUCAGGGUCAAAGGUUGUGACUGGGUCGGUCUCAAAGGUCACUCCAGGUCGAAAGGUCACACCUACAAGAGCCACAAGGUCAAACCCUGCCAUCGGCUCUAGGGGAAGUGUACUAGACAAGUUGAGGGCCAACAGAGAAAAACAAGAAAGGCUAAAAGAAGAACAAAAAACCCAGGCAAAAUUGGACAGUUCUGUGUUGUCAUCACCAGAGCCUAUGAUGUCAACAACAGACUCUGAGAUGACUGAAACCAGUUCUGAACUUAUGGACAACAUGAAUGAGGUAACUGGUGAGGAUGAGAAAGAAGAAAGCAAGUUGGCUGAGUCGGGUGAAGAUGAAAGUGACGAAGCUGCCAAAAUCACGAGUGUGGACAAUAAUGGAAUGGAAGUGGCUUGUGGCACUGACAGUGUGGAUUUGCAGGUCUCGGGUGAAGUUAAAGAUCCUGAAGCAGGUGGUGAUGUAUUGGAAGCAGAAGAUGUUGACUCUGACGAUCUUAAAACAACUGGUGAAAAGUGUGAUGAGGAUGAAACUGUUGACAAGGUGAAGAAAAAAGGAAACACACUUGAUCAGCAGCAAGACAUGCAGAAAACAGUCUUCAAGUCAAUUGAAAUGGAGGCUGUUGAUGUGAAGGUCAAAACCAAUACUGAAAUUGUUAAAAGUGCAUCAAAAAGCUUGGAAAAAGAAGUGUUGGUAUCUGGUUUGAAUGCUGGUGUUUCCGCAGAAUCGGUUGUAACUGUUAAAACAAGGAAUGUCAGUGCAAAGAUGGAGCCUAAGUCAUCCAGGUCCUCUGUAUCUAACCAGUCGGACGGGGUAACUAGCAUUAAAUCUGUGACCUCCGUCAAAUCUGAGCCCAACAGCCUAGAUUCAGCAACACCUAAGAUACCAGGAAUUCGUACCCGGUUGAAAACGGGAAGUAUACAUAUGAAUGGUACAACAACGAUAUCUGUAUCCAAAGAGAAAGCAGAGCAGGAAAAUAUCAUGAAGCAGAUUGCAGCUAAAGGUCAAUCACCCUCUGACAGUAAGACCCCUCAUGUAUCGGGGAGGAAGCGUCCCGUUGCUACGAACGUUCACUCCCCGGCUCCUAGCGAUGGCAUUCCUUCUGACCAUCCACCACCCAAGAAGCGAAAAAUUGGUAGAAAUGAUGGUAGUGGAGAGGACAAUCGGAAUGACUACUUCUGCUGGCUGUGUCACAAGGAAGGCACGCUGGUGUGCUGUGAGCUAUGUCCCAGGGUGUACCACUCUCGCUGUCUAGGGCUCAGUGAGGCUCUACCCCAAGACUGGGUGUGUCCUGAAUGUGAGAAAAUCAUGCGUGCAGAGUGCGUGGAUACGAGGUCAAAGGCCAUGGAGAUGUUGUCCCUGGAGCAGCUGUGUACGCUGCUGAAAUCCGCCCUGGACCGGAUGAUGCAUGCUGGGAGCGACCCGUUUCAGCAUCCAGUGGACACCAGCUCCAUACCAAACUACUCUGACUACAUCUUCCACUCCAUGGACCUCAGCAUGAUUGAAAAGAACAUAAAAAAGAAACAGUAUGGUUGUACUGAGGCAUUUUUGGCAGACACGAAAUGGAUUCUUCAUAAUUGCAUAAUCUACAAUGGAUCACAUAGUAAGCUUACGAGUAGUGCCAAGAUGAUUAUCAAGAUAUGCAAACAUGAGAUGAAUGAGAUAGAGCUCUGCCCUGACUGUUAUCUCAACUCCUGUGUCCGGAAAAAUGAGGAGUGGUUCUCCGAGACUUGUAGGGUUCCCCAUACCCUAGUCUGGGCCAAGUUAAAGGGCUACCCUUUCUGGCCAUCGAAAGCCCUAAGGGAAGCAGAUGGGCAGGUGGAUGUUCGCUUCUUUGGGGCCCAUGACAGGUCCUGGGUGCCUGUGUCUCAGUGUUUCCUGCUGUCCAAGAACAUCCCAACCUCCCUACAGAAGGGCAAGAAGAACCAGGGGCUGGAUAUGGCCAUCUCAGAGCUAAAUCUGCAUGUCAAGAAACUCAGGGAGAGAUUUGGCUCCUUUGAGUAUGCCCCCUUCAGGACCCCUUACGACAAGAGUGAUUCAUACAAGCCCUUCGCUCUGAAUGUCCCCACAAGCCCUGCAAAGUCUGUGUCAUCGUCAUCACCCCAGAAAAUUCAUACAGGUACGCAAUCAAGCUACUUGCAUGGGAAACCGAGGCCUAUGAUAUUUAGAAGGCCAUCUGCAAUGUCCAAGACUGUCUCUGCGCUUCGAAACAAAUACAGUGCCAUUGUGACGUUGAAGAAAUUGGACGCUAGUCCAGAUAAAGCGAAAAGGUUCAAAUUGUCUGAUAGUCACAAAGAGGAUGAAGAUAUUGAUGUUGAAGACUCUAGUGAGAUACUUGAUCAAGCAAAGGAAUCAUUGGAAGAUAAGAGCAUGGAUGUUGAAAGAGAAAGGGAAAGUUCAAACAAGGAUGGAUCACACCAAGUCAAGAACGCCAAAGAACAAAAUGUGACAAGUAAGAAUCCUGAAAUUAGUAUUGUUGAUAAACUGGCCAACAAAAUCAAAGCUCUGACUGAAAUUGAUAAAGAAGUUGCUGAAAAUGGUGGUGAUACUGAUAAAAAUGAUAAUGAUGGAAAUGACAGUUCAGAAACUAGUAAAAUGAAAGAAGAUAAUCAAGAAUAUUGCUCAAAAAAGACAGGAAAUGAUGACCAAAACAGUGAUGAAAAAGUUGGAUUGGAGAAAAGGCUUGAUAUUGGACAAGAAAAAGAGUGUGUUGUGGAAAAUGUAUCAAAAUCAGACAAAGAGCAGGAUGAAUGCAGUUUCCCAAAGAAAAAUAUUGAUAAAUCUAAUAUUGACAUUUUGUCCGAAGCAGAAAAAUCUAAUGGGCAAGAAAGCCAAUGCGAAGACUUAAGUAUUAUCCCUCCUUAUAACCACUCCAAGGACACUUACAAAAAGAAAUUGGAGUCUAUGAUAAUGACGUGCAAGGAAAAACUUGGAGUGGAACAGAUAAGUACAGAUUCUGAUAAAGAUGACACUGAAGAUGAGAACAAUGAAGAUGUAGAGCAUGUUGAUGAUGAAAACUCUGAAUCAGGGAGUGAUGAUGCUGAUUACAUAGAAGAUGAUACUGAAGAGUCAGAUGAGGAAGGCAAAGAAGAUGAUGAACACAAUAAAGCUGAAAACACUGACGAUAUUACGACCUCUGAUAAAGAAGAGGCGGUAGAUGAAUCAAAACUUAUUUGCAAUACAACAGAGAAACGUAUGGAAAUUGAUGUUGAUGUUGUUGCUGAGAAACCUCAAGAUGAGAACAGUUUUAGUGGAAAUAAGGGACGUGAAACUAAAAAUGAGACAGAAAAGGUGGAUAUGUUUAAGCCAAAUCACAAAGGAGAUGAAUCUGUUGACAUUGAAAUGGAACUCACUGUUGAAGCAGAUGCAAAAGAAAAUGAUAAAUCUUUGCCCACAACUUCAGAAAAGCAUGAACCAAGUGACCAUACUGUUUCUAGAAAAAGACAGAGAAGCAUUGAGAAAUCAGAGAAAGAAGUUUCCGCCAACAAAGCUUCAGAAAAUAGCAAAAUUGAUGAUAAUUUUGUGAAAAAGGCCAAAACAGUGGACAGUACCAAAAAGAAAACCCCUGAAACAGAGAGGAAUCCACAGACUGAUCUAAAAAAAAUGGCUAAAAUCUUUGAUACAGAAAAGGUCAGAGACAAUGAAACAGAUGAUUCUGAUUCCGAAAGGUUGGUCAUAGAUCUUGAGAAAGAAACAUCAGAGAAGCCAAAAACAUCUGAAAACAAGAAAAUAUCUAAUGACAAAACAGAUAAAGAUGUAAAAGGUAAUGAAAAGCCUGCAGGGAAAGAGCCUUGCAAAGAGGCAAGCCAUGGGGUACCUGUGAUUAACACAGAGAAAAUGACUCCAGUAAGACGGCAGUCUCUAACGUUGGAAUGUGAGGGGCUGGAAAUAGUCGGUCCGGAAAGAGCCAUACCUGACCCUAGGCCCCCUGUAAAUGAAGCACAGGUUGCCAGUGGGAUGGAAAAGCAGAUUAUGACCUCUGCGAAGGUCGCUGAGAAAUUCUCACAGAAGUUACUGGAGAGCAUACAGAAGACUUUUGAUGAAAUGUGUGCGGAGGUACUGAAGGAGCAGACGUGUCAGGAGACAGUGGACACCCUGUACCACCAGCUGGAGCAGGCCAAACAUGACUACAGCAUCGAGAUUACUGAGAUGAGACACAACUUUCAGCUGACUCUGUCAGAGAUGAAGGCGUGCUGGGAUGCAGAGAAAGACCAGGUUUCCAAGGCGAUACGUUCUAAAAUUGAGGCUGAGAAAGAGGCAGCUGUUGCAGAGGCAAAGAAGAAACAAUGGUGUGCGUACUGUGGCAAGGAGGCGAUCUUCUACUGCUGCUGGAACACGAGCUACUGUGACUACCCCUGCCAGCAGAACCACUGGCCCCUCCACAUGCACUCAUGUCUGCAGACCAACAAGAACAAGAUUGGGGAGGCAACCCCUGCCAGUGCAGUCAGCGCCUCUCAGGGUGUAGUGUGUUCAGUUGCCUCACCGUCUCCCAUGGCGACAGUGAGUGUUCCACACACAGCCCCCACUGUGGCAACUGUCUCUCAGAAUGAGCCAGACCAUCUGCGUCUGCUCCAGAACAACAUCUCAGCUGCAAUACAGCGGGAGGAGGAGAGGCGGGGGGAGUCAAGGUCAGCAGGGGUCAGCCCAAAGUACAUCCCCAUGGCAACACCCAUCAACGUCAUGCAGAAUGUCAGACAGCCUGCUCCUGUUGGUGUAGCUGGUGGUAUGAUGUUCAUGAGUCGGCAGAGAUUUGGAGUAACACCAAUGCAGAUACCCACUGGUCAGCAUGUUAGCCUUCAUCAGCAUCAUCAGCAGCAGCAACAACACCAGCAGCAGCAACAACACCAGCAGCAACAGCAGGCUAUGGGUAACCGAAUGGUGUUCUCACAGCCCAUGAUUCAGCAGGCUAUCUACCCACUGCAAGUUCAGCCCCAGGCACGCCUGCUCUUCCAGGGCCCUCAACAAAACAUGAUGACGUACGGAAUGCCGCCCCCUAGGCCCUUCUGACUGUGACCUUGACCUUCAAGGGCCCUCAACAGAACAUGAUGACAUCCAGGAUGCUGCCAACCCUUGUGAUUUUGACCUUCGAGGACCUUCUGAUGGUGACCUUGACCUUCAAGGGCCCUCAACAGAACAUGAUGACAUACAGGAUGCUGCCCCCUAGACCCUUCUGACUGGGACCUUGACUAAGAAACUCUGCCGGUUUCUUAUGGCAAUGAAUGCAAAAUUUAAUAUUCACAAUUUAAGCAUAAAACAAAACAUAUUUAUUUGAUUGACUAUAACCAAGUUCACAGAUUUUGAAGAGUUUCUUGUACAUCCAAACGGCACUUAGCUAGGCUCUCUACUUGUGCUCAUAUCUUCUGCAAACAGGGAAAAUGUUUAUCACCCUUCUUUAAAAAAAAGUAAUCAGAACUCCAGAUUUGCAUCAUUUUAGCAAUACAUGUACAGAUUUAAUGAAAGUACUGUAGAGCCAUUGUUUUUGAAAAGUGAUAUUUUACAUCACUUCCGAUUUAUCUGGAAAAAAAGUUGUAUUUUAAGUUUGCCAAAAUGAUUCACAUAGCUCUCAUUAUGACUUAGCUUUAUCUAAGUCUGUUUCAUUUUAAAUAUGAUGAUGUUAUGUUCUACGAACACAUUGAGUAAAUGUUAUGGAAGUGUAUGAGCAUUACUCCAUAUGUGUGCAGUGUCCUUGGUACAAAGAUAAUUCCAUAAAACAUUAAUAUGAAAAUAUGAAAUCAUUCAACUUGUCUUUCAUGUUUGAACUUGUAUUUAAAUGAUUCAAUAUUUUUUAUCUGUAAGCCUGAAUAUGUUUCAAUGUUUUUCUUUUCUUUUAUAACAAAUCAUAGAACUAAGACUUUUUAUUAUACCUGUAUUAAAAGCAACACAUGCAUUACUCAUACUUAGUACUGUUUCUGUGAAUAUCUUAUAAAAUCUUAAACUUAGCUAUACAGAGAAAAUGUGCUACAUUUUUAUUUCCUUUACAAAAGUUGCCAUUUUUAAAUGCAAAAUUGUUACUUUUCAUGUGAUUAUUCUCUAUCCGUUGACUUGCAUUAAAAUAUGUACCAGUAUUUUAAGGAAAAUUGUACUGUUUGAUGGUGUUGUUUUUAGGGUGUUUUUUCCAUUUGUUAAUGUUUUUGUGUAUCAUAAAAAAUGGUGGCAUAAACAUAAAUGUCAAUGUUUACUGUCAAAAAUCACAUGUUUUGUAAUAUUGGUUGCCUUUUGAUGAAUAUAUUGUAUCAUAUUGUCUAGAGAAGAGGACAAUUACAACGAGCGAGGCAUGGUAUAGGGGAGAUAACCCUGGGUUAUGGUAAGGUUAGGGUUAGUGUUAGGGGUCGGGUUAGGGUUAAAGUAUGGGUUAAGGCUAAUCCUAACCCUAACCUGACCCCUAACACUAAACCUAACCUCUAACCCCCCAUGCACAUAACAAUACCAUGCCUGGCUUGUUGUCGUUGUCCGCUUCCCUUAUUGUCUAUUAUACUACAACUGAACCCCAGUAUUCAGUGCUGCAAAUGAGCACUUGUAAGAAGCGAAGUCAUGUUGCUGUAUUUCAAAAUAAAAACUACAACCUGAA
Molecule: messenger RNA, 6932 nt
Organism: Dreissena polymorpha
Lineage: Eukaryota; Metazoa; Mollusca; Bivalvia; Myida; Dreissenidae
Product: protein kinase C-binding protein 1-like
Exons: 22
Coding region: 143-5371 (1742 amino acids)
Biological process (GO): regulation of DNA-templated transcription
Molecular function (GO): protein binding
Source: RefSeq, a predicted model, not a curated record